Messenger RNA from Nerophis lumbriciformis (worm pipefish), 702 nucleotides. The record is from RefSeq and is a predicted model, not a curated record. Lineage: Eukaryota; Metazoa; Chordata; Actinopteri; Syngnathiformes; Syngnathidae.
AUGCCUUCGCCAUGGAAACGGAUAAGCUUUUCGGCCGCCUCCACGCUUUGCGUCGGCUCCGUGGCCCUCCUGCUGACGGCCCUGUCCACAGAGCGCUGGGUCAGCGGCCGCAUCCUGUGCCAAACCGGCGUGGACAUUGUCAACGCGUCAAGCCCGGAGAUGGAACUCUUCACCGGGUCCGUCCACUACGGGCUCUUUGCCGGAGGGAAGACCAAGAAGUGCGGACUGGGGACCAGACGCUCCAAAAUACACAUCUUCCCAAAUCUGGUGCGCUCGUUGAACGGCGGCCUUCACAUGAUGGUGAUCCUCUUCUUGCUUGCGGCGGUGUUUUUCGCACUGGUCAGUCUCUCCUUCAGCAUUUACAACGCACGCAAAGUCCCCUACCAGAGUAUCAAGGGCCAUAAAGGACUCUACCUGUGGAACAUCAUCGCAGCCGCAUUUGGCGGCUUGGCGGCGCUGUGCUUUCUGGCGGCCGUGAGGCGGCACAGCCUCACCGAGCGUGUGGUCAACUACGGGGAGAAUCUUUUCGCUUUGGCGGUCCUGGACGACGCGUUGGACUGGUCCUUCUGGUUGAGUGUCGCCAGCGCCGCUACUCACCUGCUGGUGUGCGGGGCGGUGGCCGUCAGCCGCGUCAAGAUGCCCAAAACCGAGGUCAAGAUGCCUCAGGAGCCCACCAUCUCCGCUCUUGAUCUGCUCUACUGA